Molecule: messenger RNA, 2099 nt
Organism: Alosa sapidissima (American shad)
Lineage: Eukaryota; Metazoa; Chordata; Actinopteri; Clupeiformes; Clupeidae
Gene: tspan10
Product: tetraspanin-10
Exons: 6
Coding region: 644-1828 (394 amino acids)
Cellular component (GO): membrane
Source: RefSeq, a predicted model, not a curated record
GCUACCAUUGAGGACACCGAGGUCAUGUCCUCGGUAUUUUCUUCAAGUUUCGUUUAAUUUAUUAAGUAGGCUACGAAUAUCCGACGAGACAAUUAUCCUUGCAUUAACGUACCAUCACGUGACACGCCGUUGCAGAUAGGCUACCUCUGACAUGUCAAAACAAAAGUAGCGUCGACUCGGUUAUCGUGGACUGUGCCAAUAAACUAGGCUAUUUAACAAACGCAACGCAGCUCACAUAAACGUCAAUAUAAAUCCAUUAUCCAAAAUAAAUUAACUUGACGGUUGGUUCAUUUCUGUCAGAAGGCUUUCACCUGACCUAUACAAAGGCUGCAACAAAGUUAACGUUUGGAAAGCCAGAAGAAGUUGAGCAGACAAAGAGAAGGAGGGAAGAAAUCAAGCUUUAAAAUCCAGAUAGAAACGGACACAUUUAAGUGAUCAUGACGAGAGGAUUUUCCAUCACUGAAGGGUGGAAUGAAAAUCCAUCUCACUCUGCCCAGGGGUAUUGAGCAGAGUGGAAUUCUAUUCUAUUAGGACAUUUUUCUUCCCUCAACACCAACUAAAAAAGCAAGUUAUGGGUCAAAGCUCCUAAACACAGUGAUGUCACUCACUACGUCUGAAGAGAUUGUGUCUAGUUAAGUCUAAUAUGCUGAGGACGAUACGUCAGCUCAAAUACAAACACAUCCUCUAUGAGCCUCCCCUGACUCCCUGCGCCGUCCUGCUGCUAAGAGGCGAGGAGAGACGGAGUCACGAAGAUCUCCUCUCCGAGCCGUCUGGGAGCAUGAGGCGCUUUCAGCUGCUGAGGAAGUUUCCUUUCUUCUGGUCACAGAGAGCCGGUGCUCAGGACGGAGAAACCCGCUUACUUAUACCAAAGGGAGAGAGCGAUGAUGGUCCGACGACAGGUGCCUCUGUGUACCAGGGGACCGAAACCAGGGAGUCCGACAGACCAGUCGAGGCUGAGGGCGAGAAGGAGAGGCCGCCUGGUGGUGCGGCGGACGCACCCGCGUCCCUACCUCGCACGCCCCCCAACACCCUCGGCGACUACAUCCUCAAGCUUGUCCUGCUCACCUGCAACCUGGUGUUCACGGCCUUCGGCCUGGCGUUGCUCGGCCUGGGCCUGUGGGGCCUCGUCAACAAGGAGUCCUUCGCCCAGGAGCGCAUCGGCCAGAUCAGCACCGACCCCAUGCUGCUGUUCGUGCUGCUGGGCCUGCUGCUGUCGCUGCUGUGCGUGACGGGCUGCGUGGGCGCGCUGCGCGAGAACUACUGCCUGCUGCGCAUCUUCUCGGCCAUGGUGCUCACCAUGGUGGCGGCGCAGGUGCUGGCCGCCAUCCUGGCCUACAGCCUGCAGGACAAGAUCGUGGGCGUGCUGCGCUCCGGCAUGCUGAUGGCCAUGGUGCGCUACCAGGACGACCUGGACAUGAGGUUCAUCACCGACGAGAUCCAGACGGGCCUGCAGUGCUGUGGGGCAGACAACUACAGGGACUGGGAGGUCAAUGUGUACUUUAACUGCUCAGCCCCCGGUAUGCAGGCGUGUGGAGUCCCAGCCUCCUGUUGCCUGGACCCCCUGGAGAACGGCACCGUGUGGAACUCACAGUGCGGCUUUCGGGCCCAGGAGCUGGGUGAGUUCACAGCCCAGAGCGUCAUCUUCCUCGGGGGCUGCCUGGGCGCCAUGGCCCGCUGGAUCGAGCAGCACAAUGGACUCAUCGGCACAGUGGCCGUGGCGUUGCUCCUCGUCCAGAUCCUCGUGCUGUUCGUCACCACGAGGCUAAUGGAUAAGAUACACUGGCACAGGGCAGUGAGUCAACACUAUGCACAGGCCUCCAGGACAUGAGGGCUGAGCCAGAUGUGCAGCAUGGACACUUACAGUCACAGUCAGACACAAGUAUAAACAUUAGUGCACACACACGCACGCACACACACAUACAUACACACACACACACACACACACACACACACACACACACACACACACACACACACACACACACACCAAACCACACAGCAAACAGCCCUACCACCUUCCCACAGGAUGCAGCUGGGAUGCUGAGCUGUCUACAUGCUGCAGUGUAUAUAAUUCAUUUUUAACCAUUCUUCACCGUCAG